Molecule: messenger RNA, 830 nt
Organism: Magnolia sinica
Lineage: Eukaryota; Viridiplantae; Streptophyta; Magnoliopsida; Magnoliales; Magnoliaceae
Exons: 2
Coding region: 15-584 (189 amino acids)
Source: RefSeq, a predicted model, not a curated record
CAAAGAAAAGAAGUAUGACCGGAUUUCGUGGCUUCUCCUUUCUCGUGUUCUUCUUCUUCGUCAGCCCAUGGGCAGCAUUCUCGACCGUCGAACCGGAUAACCUUCUGUCCGUACAAGAGGAGAUGGUACGGACAGCUGGGUAUGGAGAGGAGAGGCUCUCGUCCGUGCUGGUCACCGGUACGGUCCUUUGCGAGGCUUGCUUGCCUGGAGAAGUCGAGAGUCGUGCAUUGCAUGUGCCAGGUGCAUUGGUAGGUGUCGCAUGCAAAACUGGCGGGAAAAGAAGGAAGUUGAAUUGGUCACAAGGAGCCACAGAUAAGUACGGAGAUUUCAUCGUUGAUCUUCCUUCCCGCCUCCAUGCAAUCCCAAGAUUGGACAGUGCAUGCAGGGUUACAAUCGUUCGGUUGCCAAAACGCUCCCCUUGCCGAAAGGUUCAUAUCAGAAAGACUAGAGCGAUCCAGUUAUCGUCGGUAGGAAAUGGGAUCCGUACAUACACUACCGGAGUUAUAAAGCUCCGGCAGCAAUCUAAGCCCGGGCAUGUGUGUAUCAAGAAAGGAAGAGAAAAUGCAGAAGAGAGGACAUGGUGAUAUCGUGGCCAUACAAGUGGAUGACAUCCAGGCCAUGUAGAAGGUGGGGCUCAACGUGAAGAUAAUGUCUCAAAAUCAAUGGUGGUCGACUAAUCAAGUGGGCCACACAUGUAGGUUUUCGUUGUGAAACAUCCAUUUCAGUCGUACUAAGUGUGGCCGGCUCGAUCAGCCCUACCUAAUGAUUGGAGUGGAUGUCGCACAUACGUGUGCCAUGCAUGCACGUGUCACAAUCCACCUCUUAGAUCA